This is a messenger RNA of Racocetra fulgida, 2446 nucleotides long. The record is from the annotation of a GenBank genome assembly. NCBI's taxonomy places the organism in Eukaryota, Fungi, Glomeromycota, Glomeromycetes, Diversisporales, Gigasporaceae.
UCCGAUCCAGAUGUUCCUUUAUUCGUGAAUAGUGAAGACAGCGUAGAUGAUGUAUUAAAUGAUCACGUGAACACAAAUACCAAUACAUCUAAUUUAUCAAUUCACCAAAAAGAACGUACCAAGCCUAAGGUUGAUAAGCAGGUGCAAAAUACCAUUGUUGGAAGUGCUCUUAAGCGAGGUCCAAAUGGGGAUCUUAUAAUACCCAUUAAGAAAAAAAAAAAAAAGAGAUCAAAGAAGUUUGAACUUUUGAACCAAAAUCCUUUGCAACAAAAUUAUGAUGAUGAUUCAUUUGACAGUUCUGAUUCACAAUACGAUGUUGACAAAGAGAUUGCGAAAAAUGACAUCCCUAAUUCCGUUAUAGAAAAACAAUCAUUAGCAGAAACAUCAUGCGGAAAACAGUCUUUUAAAGAAUGGGCGGUAGAACAAUUGGGAAUUGGGUUCAAAAGUCCACAACAUAUUGACACCAGCAACCACUCCCAGUUAUCAUCAAAUGUUAUGAGUUUUCAAAAGAAAUGUGUUAAUUCUAGUGAACAAGUUGCACCCAACUUUGUUAUUCAAGAUGGUAUAGAUAUCACAGCUGAUGAUUAUAUUGAGAAUAAUGGGUCAAACAAUAAUACGAAACAAGCACCCGAAAAUGUGAAAAAGGCUUUUUAUGUUCCAGUUAAAAGAAGCCAAGAAAUUCAGAUUGCGAGAAUGGAGUUACCAGUGUGUGAAGAAGAACAAACAAUAAUGGAAGCAAUUAAUCAGAAUUCCGUGGUUGUUAUUUGUGGAGAAACGGGAUCUGGAAAAACAACACAAUUACCUCAAUUUCUUUAUGAAGCAGGAUUCGGAAAUCCGGAAAGUGUAUGUGUUAAUUCAAUCUAUAAUUUAAUUAUUCAGAUUCGUUACGAUGCGACUAUUUCGCCAAAAACUGUUAUUAAAUUUAUGACGGAUGGUGUUUUACUUCGUGAGCUUUCCGGAGACUUCCUAUUGUCAAAAUAUUCAGCGAUUAUAAUUGACGAAGCACAUGAAAGAAGUUUGAACACAGAUAUCUUGAUUGGUGUUAUUAGAAUUCUUGUAUUUAUGACGGGACAAAAUGAAAUAUCCAUUCUUUGUAAGAAACUUCGUAAUAAGUUUCCCUAUAUAUCAUCCAAUCAAUCCUAUCAGAGUAGUACAAAAAUUAAGGAAGAAUCGCAAAUUGACGAACCUUAUGAACAUAUUCGAGAAGGAUUGUCUACUAAAAAUGAAUUGGUUAUAGGCGAGAAUGAUCAAGGUUACAUUGAUCACCAUGAUAAUUUUGAUACGGAUUCUGAGGAUUCCGUCACCGAGUUUGAAAAUGAUGAAUUGGACAAUGAAUAUGGUUUACUAUCUCAAUAUGAUCAUUUAUUAGGAACGCGUCUUUGUGUUGUUGCAACUAAUGUAGCCGAAACUUCUUUAACUAUUCCUGGUAUUACGUAUGUUGUAGACUGUGGGAAAGUUAAAGAACGCCGUUAUAAUGCAAAUACUGGUGUUCAAUCGUUUGUAAUUGACUGGAUCUCAAAAGCAUCUGCUGAUCAACGUGCAGGUCGUGCAGGACGAACAGGCCCUGGUCAUUGUUAUCGGUUGUAUUCCUCGGCUGUAUUCAACGAUCAAUUUCAACAAUUUACAAUUCCUGAAAUUCAUAGAACACCGAUAGAAGGUGUUAUACUGCAGAUGAAAGCGAUGAAUAUUGAUACCGUAUCUAACUUUCCAUUUCCAACACCUCCUGAUCGUGAUCAACUGAAGAAGGCAGAAAAAUUGCUACAAUACAUGGGAGCAUUAGAUGAAAACAGCCAAAUUACUUCUUUGGGGCGUGCAAUGGCGACAUUUCCUCUUGCACCCCGAUUCUCCAAAAUGUUAAUAAUUGGACAGCAACAUGAAUGUCUUCCAUACGUCAUUGCAAUCGUAUCAGCCUUAUCAGUUGGUGAUCCUUUUAUAAGGGAGUAUCAUUUAGAUGGUACAGAUUCAGAUAGCGACUGUGACAAAGAUGAAUCUGAAGAUUAUGUUCAAACGAAGGAAUUAAAUGAAAUUCAAAAAGAAAUAAUCUUUAAAAAGGAACGUCGAAAAUUGAUGCGGAAGAGAUUUUAUGACGUUCAAAAAGCUAUGCAAGAAAUACAUAAAUUAAGAGGUCAGAUAACGAAUAUUGUUCAAACUAAUUGUCAUGGAGUUGAUGUGUACGUAGAUCCAAAAAUGAAACCACCUUCUGCUAUCCAGCUCGAAGCUCUCCGUCAAAUAAUUGCAGCCGGAUUUAUUGAUCAAGUUGCUAUACGUAAGGACGUUGUAGAUGGGACAGGGAAAACAUAUUCUUCUACUAGAGGUAUUACAUAUUCUACUAUGUGGACGGAUGAAGAUGUUUUUGUUCAUCCCUCUUCCGUUUUGUAUCAUGAGAAGCCACCAGAUUUUGUGGUUUAUCAAGAAUUACAACGUACAAAUAAAGUAUGGAUGAAAG